AAUCAAUCAAGUGGACAUCCCAACACCGAUCUGCCGUUCAUCUCCACCCCCACCCAGAAUGGAUUACCAAAGAAUCGUCAUUGUUGGCAAACCCGGCUCCGGAAAGACAACACUCAGUACCCGACUGGACCCAGCUCAACGCACCCAUGAUGCGACAACGCGUUGCCGAUGCUCUCCCCGUUAACGGCCACUGGAUCGCCGAUGGCAACUACAAAGUUGUCCGGGAGAUAGCCUGGGGCCGAGCCGACACGCUGAUAUGGCUUGAUUACGGCCUGCUGUUCACAUUGUGGAGGUUAUUCUGCCGCACCCUUGGCCGCAUUGUCUUUCGGAGGAAACUAUGGAAUGGGAAUCGGGAGACGCUUGCAAAGCAGUUUACGUUGGAUAAGGAUGAGAACCUUUUCUUGUACAUGAUUGGGACGCAUUCGAAGCAGAGGGAGGAAUUUCCUGCGGCCCUGAAAGAAACACAGUACUCUCAUCUUCGAGUACUGCGGUUUCAGACAGCAUCGGAAGUGAAUUCAUGGGUACAUAGUUUGACUCGCGUCCGUUGCUAAGAUGAGUCACUGGUCUUGCGCAUCUGAGAAAUAUAUGAUGCGAUUGAUGAUUAUAGCAUUCUUAAGA
This is a messenger RNA of Lindgomyces ingoldianus, 618 nucleotides long. RefSeq lists its product as uncharacterized. The transcript has 2 exons. Lineage: Eukaryota; Fungi; Ascomycota; Dothideomycetes; Pleosporales; Lindgomycetaceae. Bases 147 to 551 code for a protein of 134 amino acids. The record is from RefSeq and is a predicted model, not a curated record.